Aspergillus puulaauensis is the source of this 1272-nucleotide messenger RNA. RefSeq lists its product as uncharacterized. The transcript is spliced from 4 exons. Gene Ontology annotation, molecular function: protein binding. The record is from RefSeq and is a predicted model, not a curated record. Bases 1 to 1272 code for a protein of 423 amino acids. NCBI's taxonomy places the organism in Eukaryota, Fungi, Ascomycota, Eurotiomycetes, Eurotiales, Aspergillaceae.
AUGCCGGCGGACAAACCUUCUAGUUAUGAGCCUAUAUGCUUGGCUUCAACUCAGUCGAGCUUCGCGCAGAUUUCAUCUUCGGAUCGGGGAUCUCCAAAAGGAAAACCCGAGGGCCUAAUCCAGGCUAGCGAAGUUAAGCGUGAGCUGGACACCAAUGACUUGAGCUGUUAUUUCAAGAGCGCUGAGUGGUCACCGGAUGGUACUACAAUACUAACAGAUUCUUCAGACCAUCGCAUGAGGACAUAUAUCGUGCCCCCCGACCUUCUCGAAGAAAGGCAGUUUCCCCACAGACUGAUUCCGUAUUCUGUUUUGCCAUCUGGAGAGCCAACAUAUGCAUCCGCGUUCUAUCCUUUAUAUUCCCUCCAGGAUCCAUCCUCCGCUCUUUUCUUGUCCUCCACCAGAGACCAUCCAAUUCGACUGGCCUCUGCACUAACUCCAACGUCACUUGCAACUUAUUCGCUCGUAAACCCGACCACUGAGGCUUUUAUAACACCACAUUGUAUUAUUUAUCCCCCUACAUUAGGUGGCACUCAGUUCCUCACCGGAUCGGAUAGUCUCAUAUGUCUUUUUGACGUGUCUCGUCCCGGCAACGAGGGCCCCAUUUCUUGGAUGCCCACAAUCCCGAGCAAGCGGAAGCAAUCGGUGGGAGGAGGCGUCGGGAUGAAAGGAAUAGUUUCUGCGAUGGCGCUGUGUCCAACUGGAGAUGGAAUCCUGGCGGCUGGUACGUUUUCGCGAAGUAUUGGUCUCUAUGAUUCGAAUGGGACGGGGCAAUCUCUGGGGACCUUCAAUGUUUCAAAAACGGAAGCAGAUCGUCAUAUUGGUGGAUGUGGGAUCACUCAACUUCUCUGGAGCUCCUGCGGGCGAUAUCUCUAUAUCGCUGAACGCAAGAGUGGCGGUGUAUUGAUAUAUGAUAUCCGGGUUACCGGUCAGCUUCUCGGGUGGCUUCAAGGGCGCGAGGCAUUUACGAACCAACGGAUGAAGAUAGACUUGGUUUCAACGGGACAGGGAACCGAAAAUGGUAUCUGGGCUGGUGGUAGGGACGGCACGAUGAGACUAUGGCAAGACCCGACGCACAAUGCUGGGCCACAGGACCCAACCUGGCAGUGGAAGGUUCAUGAUGACACGCUAAGUAGUACCGUCCUGCAUCCAAUGGGCAACAUCAUGGCGACGACUUCUGGACAGAAGGACUACAGAGAGCAUGCCGAUAACAUGAACCAAGCCCUUUCAGCUGCCAAGGACGAUAGUUCGUUGGAUAUCUGGCUCCUUCCUUGA